CCUUCCCGCUCUCCUUCCCGAACCGCCAUUUUGAAAAUCUUGUUGAUUCUGGGGAGCCGAGCGCGCGUCGCGAGCGUCACGCCAGACAGCGGCCCGCGCGCCUUCUCCUCGGCGUCGGCCUCCGGAGUCUCUUCGUGCUCUCCCGUUCCAGGCUCGCGGCGGCCGGGACCCGCGGUAGGUCCGCAGCAUGUCCUCCUCGGCCCCUGCUGCGGAGGGAGAGGGAACCCCCGCCCCGCCCGCGUCGGAGAAGGACCCCGAAAUGCCCGGGCCCCGGGAGGAGAGCGAGGAGGAGGACGAGGACGACGACGAGGACGACGACGAGGAGGAAGAGAAAGAAAAGAGUCUCAUCGUGGAAGGCAAAAGGGAAAAGAAAAAAGUAGAGAGAUUGACAAUGCAAGUGUCUUCCUUACAGAGAGAGCCAUUUACAAUCGCACAAGGAAAGGGGCAGAAGCUUUGUGAAAUUGAGAGGAUACAUUUCUUUCUGAGUAAGAAGAAAACAGAUGAGCUUAGAAAUCUACACAAAUUGCUUUACAACAGACCAGGCACGGUGUCCUCAUUAAAGAAGAAUGUGGGUCAGUUCAGUGGCUUUCCAUUUGAAAAAGGAAGUAUCCAAUAUAAAAAGAAGGAAGAAAUGUUGAAAAAAUUUAGAAAUGCCAUGUUAAAAAGCAUCUGUGAGGUUCUUGAUUUGGAGAGAUCAGGUGUAAACAGUGAACUGGUGAAAAGGAUCUUGAAUUUCUUAAUGCAUCCAAAGCCUUCUGGCAAACCAUUGCCAAAAUCUAAAAAAAAUUCUAGCAAAGGGAAUAAAAAGGAACGGAACAGUUCUGGAAUGGCAAGGAAGGCAAAGCGAACCAAAUGUCCUGAAAUUCUGUCAGAUGAAUCUAGUAGUGAUGAAGAAGAAAAGAAAAAUAAGGAGGAAUCAUCAGAUGAUGAAGAAAAAGAAAGUGAAGAGGAGCAGCCACCAAAAAAGACCUCUAAAAGAGAAAAACCUAAACAGAAAGCUACUUCGAAAAGUAAGAAGUCUGUAAAAAGUGCUAACGUGAAGAAGGCAGACAGCAGCACAACCAAGAAGAAUCAAAACAGUUCCAAAAAAGAAAGUGAAUCUGAAGAUAGCUCAGAUGAUGAGCCUUUAAUAAAAAAAUUGAAGAAACCACCUACAGAUGAUGAAUUAAAGGAAACAGUAAAGAAAUUAUUGGCCAAUGCUAACUUGGAAGAAGUCACAAUGAAGCAGAUUUGCAAAGAGGUAUAUGAAAAUUAUCCUGCUUAUGAUUUAACUGAGCGAAAAGAUUUCAUUAAAACAACUGUAAAAGAGCUAAUUUCUUGAGAUAGAGGACAGAUGAUUUGUUCCCAUAGAUUUGAAGAUCUGAUUUAUACCAUUAUACCAGCAAAGAGAAUGUAUUUCCUUUUCUAAAUCUUUGUUAAAUGUUGUGUUGGUAGAACUUACUGCUGACCUUUUUAUCUGGAGUGUUACAUAUAAUUGAGUUUGGCAUUUUUAAAUUGCAUUUCUAUGCAGUUUUUAGUUUAAAAUCUUGCAUGGCAAUAAUUGUCCCUUGCUUUUAUAGUUGUAUUUUGUACAUUUUGGAUUUCUUUAUAUAAGGUCAUAGAUUCUUGAACUGUUGUGGGUUUUAGUGCACUUAAUACUAGCUUGCAUAAGACAUACUUUUAAUCAAGUAGAAAAGCUAUUACAACCGGCAUUUAUACCUGCAGAGAUUAUUGCAGUAUUUAGUAUAUGAAAUAUUUUGAAUACAGCUCUAUUCUGUCCAUGUGACAACUUAGUGGCAGUGUGUGUGUCAUAUUAAGUUACACGAGCUACCUGUCCAGAUGACUGAAUUGGAAUUUCUCCUGCAUGUAUAUAUAUGUCGAAUUGUCAGCAUGACAGAAGUGACAGAUAUUAUUUUUGUAUUUUUCAAAAACCAAUUUGUUGUAUAUAAUUUUUUUAUUUCUUUUGUGCAGAUCAAUUUUUAAACUCAUGUAGGUAGGUAUCUUUCCACUUGUAAACUAUGAAAUGUCAGUGUUCAGCCAGGCAGUAUGACAGAGCAGUGAAAGUCAGAGUUCAGUGAUGGGAACACUGAGGAACUGUCUAGUUCUGCUUCGCCCUGAAAGUGUCAUCAAUUUGUAGUUUUAGUGUUAACUGCAGAAGUAUCUAUAUACAUUUUAUAUUGAGGACAGACCAAAAAUCAACACAUCAGAACUUCAAAACUUUGGGAAAGGGUGGGAUUAAGCACAUUUGGUUUCUAGUAAGUGAAGUGAUUUUUAUUAACUGCUUUUGACCAUUUAAAAUGCUGGUAUUUACAAGAAACUCGGCCGCCUUCCUUCAUAAUUAUGAUAAAUGUGUGAGCAAUAGUGGGUAUUUCUAAUGAGCGAUGUAUACCUAUUUUUAACAUUAAAGAAAUUUAAUGUAUUUGUAGAAUCAGGACUGUAGGGUUUUAAAUUUUGGCCAAUCAGGAUUCUAGGUGAUCAAAUAUAUGGACCACCCCUGAAUUUGAAAGCCUAAAUUUUGUCUUUUAAAUUGACUGUCUCUAAGUCAGUUUAUUAAAUAACCUAUCUCUGAAUUUUAAAAUAAAA
This is a messenger RNA of Castor canadensis (American beaver), 2562 nucleotides long. It is a transcript of the gene Dek, whose product is annotated as DEK proto-oncogene. Gene Ontology annotation, biological process: regulation of double-strand break repair; chromatin organization. Lineage: Eukaryota; Metazoa; Chordata; Mammalia; Rodentia; Castoridae. Gene Ontology annotation, cellular component: nucleus. The record is from RefSeq and is a predicted model, not a curated record. Gene Ontology annotation, molecular function: histone binding; DNA binding.